This is a messenger RNA of Sphaerodactylus townsendi, 1832 nucleotides long. RefSeq names its product UBA domain containing 2 (gene UBAC2). Gene Ontology annotation, molecular function: serine-type endopeptidase activity; protein binding. The transcript has 9 exons. Bases 200 to 1237 code for a protein of 345 amino acids. NCBI's taxonomy places the organism in Eukaryota, Metazoa, Chordata, Lepidosauria, Squamata, Sphaerodactylidae. The record is from RefSeq and is a predicted model, not a curated record.
UGGGGCCUCCCGGUCCUCACCGGUCCCGGUCGGGUUUGACCCAUCCGGGCCGCCUUAGCGCUCCGUUCCUGAGAGAGGCCGCGUGCGGGGCUUCCUCACCUGAGUGGCGGCGGUGGCUCCCCCCAAGUGGGGGGAGUGAAGAAGGGGGUCACCCCCGAGGCCUGCGGUCCCCCCGCCCCUCGCUUCCCGCUCCGGGACCAUGUUCACCAGUACCGGCUCCAGCGGGCUGUAUAAAGCACCUUUGUCCAAGGGCCUCUUAAUAGUACCGAGCACUCUCUCCCUUCUAUUGGCUCUGCUUUUUCAACAUUAUCAAAAGUUCUUCACCUAUAAUCUGCAAGCCGUGAAAGAAGAAUUUCAGAUUUGGAGGCUUGUCUGUGGGAGAGCAGUAUGCCUUGAUCUCAAAGACACAUUCUGCAGCAGCUUGCUAAUUUAUAACUUUAGGAUAUUUGAAAGGAGGUACGGCAGCAGAAAAUUUUCAUCUUUUCUGCUAGGUUCCUGGAUGCUGUCAGUAUUGUUUGAUCUUCUCCUUGUAGAAGCUGUUGAAUAUUCUUUUGGCGUCUCCAUCAACAGCUUGCCUUCAGGAUUCUUGGGUCCUAUAUUUGCUCUUUUUAUACCAUUUUAUUGUUCCAUUCCAAGAGUUCAAGUGACGCAAAUUCUAGGCCAGUUUUCCAUCACAAACAAGACACUGGUCUAUAUAUUGGGUUUGCAGCUUUUGACUUCAGGGUCUUAUAUCUGGAUUGUUGCUUUAAGUGGGCUGAUUUCUGGAAUGUGCUACAGCAGCCAUGUGUUAAAAGUGUACCGUGUCCUUUGUGUGCCCAGUGGCAUGGCGAGAAUAUUUGCCUGGACUCUUGAGCCAAUUUUCUCAUCUGCGGAGCCAUCCAAUGAAAUCAGAGUUGGAAUGGGAGCAACUGUCGACAUCCAGAGGCAACAGAGAAUAGAGCUUCUGGACCGGCAAAUCUUGAUGUCUCAGUUUGCACAGAUAAGGAGGCAAAGACAACAGCAGCAGGGUGGAAUGAUUAACUGGAACCGUCUCUUUCCUCCUUUACGUCGUCAACGUAAUGCAAACUAUCAGGAUAAUCGGCAGACAGAACAUGAGGUGCUGCCUCCAGCCGAAGUGUCUGAAGAACAGGUUGCACGGCUCAUGGAAAUGGGAUUUUCCCGGAUAGAUGCUUUGGAAGCUCUGAGGGCAUCAAAUAAUGACCUUAAUGUAGCUACCAACUUCCUACUGCAGCACUAAUGAGCACCUGCAACGGCAAACUUUAAGCAAUACUUGAAAUGUGCUGCCCAAAGGAGGACCACAGCUACUUGCUGGUAGACUCCUAAAGGUUUAAGUAACAAAGAAGAAGCUCUUGUUGUGCGUGAUAUAUCAGAAGAGUGAUGAUGGAUGGCCCUGAAAAAACAUGCCCCAAAAAGGGAUACUGACUGGUGGGGUACCCUUGAAAAGGACUGUCAAUAUGUUAUCACUUCAAUAUUUAUUUUGGAAAAUUGGGUGUUGUUUCAAAGCAUGAAGUCUAUAACUAUUCCUAGUAACUAGGAAAUGAGAGAAAGCAGGAAAGCUCGGAGAGGAAGCUCCUUUGCCAAACUUACAGGAUUCUUUCCUCUUGUACUACAAUUCUUUUUUCUAAUCCUAAAUAUUUUUCAAUACAGUAUUUCUUUCAUCUGCUUUGUCACAGCUUUAAGAAGUAUUCAGGACUCCUUGGUCAUGGGAUUUCAAUAAAGGAAGAGAGAUCUACUGUAUCAUUCUUUGUAAGGUUUUUUCAUGUUUAUGGAAAAGGUUCUCAUUCUUUAUUUUAAAAAAAGAAUAAUAAAGUAUCUUGAAUAUUGGUAGGUGA